AUGUUCAAUCUGUAUUUCUUCUCUUUUUCCUUUCCCUCCUCCUCCUCCCUUUUUUCCUUCCCCUCCUCAUUUUUCUCCUUCUCCCCCUCCUCAUGUUUCUACUCCUCAUCAUCAAUCUCUUCUUCUUCUUCUUCUUCUUCUUCUUCUUCUUCUUCUUCUUCUUCUCUCAUGCUCUUCCCUCUCCCCCCGUCUCUCUCUCCCACUGUCUCUAUUUCCCCCCUGUCUCUCUCUCUCUCCUGUCUCUCUCCCCCUGUCUCGCUCUCCCACUGUCUCUCUCUCCCCCUAUCUCUCUUUCCCACUGUCUCUCUCUCCACCUGUCUCACUCUCCGCCGUCUCUCUCUCUCCCCCAUGUCUCACUCUCCCACUGUCUCACUCUCCCACUGUCUCACUCUCCCACUGUCUCUCUCUCCCCCUAUCUCUCUUUCCCCUGUCUCUCUCUCCCCCGUCUCUUUUCCCCCUGUCUCCCUCCCACUGUCUCUCUCCUCCCUGUCUCUCUCUCCCACUGUCUCUCUCUCCCACUGUCUCAUUUUCUUUGAUAUUCUUGAAAAAUUUUUCAUCCUGGCUUUCUUACUUCUUCCCUUCCCCAAUUCAUCUGUUAUCAUUCCCUUCUCCCUCUCUCUCUCUCUCUCUCUCUCUCUCUCACCUAUUCUCUUCCACGUUCUAACUUACACUUCCUCUCUCCCACUUCCUCUCUUACACUUUCUAUCUCCCACUUUCCCUCUCCCACUUGCUCUCUUCCAUUUUCUCUCUCCCACUUCCUCUCUCCAACCUCUUCUAUUCCACUUAAACUCUCCCACUGGCUAUCCCCACUUCUCUCUUUCAGUUUCUAUCUCCCACUUCCUCUUUCGCACUUCCUCUCUUACACUUCCUCUUACACUUUCUAUCUCCCACUUCCCCUCCCACUUGCUCUCUUCCACUUCGCUCUCCCUCUCUCCCACUUCUAUUCCACUUAAAAUCUCCCACUUCCUCUUUCUUACUUCUCUCUCACUUCCUCUCUCCCACCCGCUCACAUCAUAUUUCUUUCACUUACUCCUCUCCCCGUCUUUCCUCUCUCUCACUCUUCUCCUCUUCAACCGUCUCUCUAGUUCCUUUAACUCUCUUUCUACAUUCUCCCAUUCUGUCCAUUCUCCCCUCUUCCAUUUUUCUAAUUAA
Acanthosepion pharaonis is the source of this 1152-nucleotide messenger RNA. The record is from the annotation of a GenBank genome assembly. NCBI's taxonomy places the organism in Eukaryota, Metazoa, Mollusca, Cephalopoda, Sepiida, Sepiidae.